Molecule: messenger RNA, 702 nt
Organism: Penicillium olsonii
Lineage: Eukaryota; Fungi; Ascomycota; Eurotiomycetes; Eurotiales; Aspergillaceae
Source: the annotation of a GenBank genome assembly
AUGGAUUUCGUCACUGGAUACAAACACCCAAAGCCAGGCCAGGAUCUAUCCCGUCGCUUUGUGAUGACCGAAAAGAAAUGGCUUGUAAGGUUCAUUUUUCUUGAAAGCGUGGCGGGUGUUCCUGGAAUGGUCGGUGGCAUGUUGCGACAUCUACGCAGUCUUCGACGAAUGAAACGCGACAACGGAUGGAUCGAAACACUGCUAGAGGAGUCAUUCAACGAACGCAUGCAUCUCCUCACUUUCCUUAAACUCAGCGAACCAGGCUGGUUUAUGAAAUUGAUGGUUAUCGGCGCCCAAGGUGUAUUCUUCAACGGAUUUACCCUUUCCUACAUGAUGUCUCCCCGAAUCUGCCACUGGUUCGUGGGGUACCUUGAAGAAGAAGCUGUCAUCACAUACACCCGAGCUAUUGAAGAGAUCGAAGCAGGUAAACUUCCAGGAUGGGAUCAUGUCACCGCGCCCGAUAUUGCAGUACAAUACUGGAAGAUGCCGGAAGGUCAACGCUCCAUGCGGGAUCUUAUCAUGUAUAUUCGGGCCGACGAAGCCAAGCACCGUGAGGUGAACCACACUUUGUCGAACUUGAACCAAGCGACCGACCCGAAUCCCUAUCAGAUUGAAUAUAGCGAUCCUAGCAAACCGCACCCUACAAAGUCGCUUCAAAAUCUGAGAGGUACUGGCUGGGAAAGGAGCUCGGUGUCCAAAUAA